AUGGUUCAAAUCAAGAUCAACAUGGAGCCAAAAGAUCCGGAGGAGGCACCCGAAGAGUUGGAGAAACUGAAGACCGCUGCCGACAUCGCAGCGGAGAUCAAGGAUAGAAACCGGAAAUUGGAUGUGAUUGUCCACGACUACAUCGUCGACAUGGACAGAUAUGUGUGGGUGAACAGCUGCUUCCUGGUUCUCUUCUUGGAUAUCUGGAUCAAAAUGAUGAUUGAGAUGGUGUCAGAGCGUGGAUCCUUCUGGAAGAGAUUCACUCUUUACGUCGAGACAUUCAUCUUUUUCGCUUCUUUCAUUCUUCUGGUUCUGUACAUCUGGGCGGUUUAUAGCGAUCAGAAGAGAGGACGUGCUCUUUUGCAAAAAGACAUCGACCCAAAAGACCCGGAAUCCGUCAGAAAACACCGCUUCAGCUACACCUUGGAAGAGCUCGAUGAGUGGGAGGAGUACAUGGUACAGCUCAAUAAACGGAGAAAUUUUAAGUAUCAAGCCUGCUACCACCGCUUCAUGAUUCUGAUCGCUCUCAUGUUCAUGCUUCCUGCCUGGUACUUCUUCAACGCAAUGCUCGUCGACUCGCCUCUCUCCGUCUUCAACUACUUUGACACUGUCAACACGACUAUGAACAUUUUGUAA
This is a messenger RNA of Caenorhabditis remanei, 636 nucleotides long. RefSeq lists its product as uncharacterized. Lineage: Eukaryota; Metazoa; Nematoda; Chromadorea; Rhabditida; Rhabditidae. The transcript is spliced from 3 exons. Bases 1 to 636 code for a protein of 211 amino acids. The record is from RefSeq and is a predicted model, not a curated record.